AACAAAAAAAAAGAAACAUCUCUGAAUUCUGAACUGCACGGGCUCUGUACCUUAUCCCAUCUUCCUCUCUCCGUCUCUCGUUUUCUCUCUCCUCUCUCUCUCUCUCCCCUCGCUCUGCAACAAAUCUCCCAAUCCAAUCUCACCAUUUUCAUCUCUCCAAAAAAAAAAAAACAAGAAAAGAAAAGAAAAACUCUUCUCCGAUCAAAUUAACCCAAUAGAACUCGGUUUUUAUUCCAUGGACGGCAACAACACCACCGCCGCCGCAGCCCAACAGCAGAGCCAACCGGCGGCGUUUCCUGCGGCGGCGACGGCGACGGCGGCGCAAUCGGGCUUACCGGCGACAGCGCCGUUCCACCACCUGCUCCAGCAGCAGCAGCAGCAGCUGCAGAUGUUCUGGUCGUACCAGCGGCACGAGAUCGAGCAGGUGAACGACUUCAAGAACCACCAGCUCCCCCUCGCCCGCAUCAAGAAGAUCAUGAAAGCCGACGAGGACGUCCGCAUGAUCUCCGCCGAGGCCCCCAUCCUCUUCGCCAAGGCCUGCGAGCUCUUCAUCCUCGAGCUCACCAUCCGCUCCUGGCUCCACGCCGAGGAGAACAAGCGCCGCACUCUCCAGAAGAACGACAUCGCCGCCGCCAUCACCAGAACGGACAUCUUCGAUUUCCUCGUCGACAUCGUCCCCAGGGACGAGAUCAAGGACGAGGCCGCUCUCGGCGGGAUGGUGGGGGCCACCGCCCGCGGCGGC
Morus notabilis is the source of this 742-nucleotide messenger RNA. RefSeq names its product nuclear transcription factor Y subunit C-1-like. Gene Ontology annotation, molecular function: DNA-binding transcription activator activity, RNA polymerase II-specific; DNA binding; protein heterodimerization activity. The record is from RefSeq and is a predicted model, not a curated record. Gene Ontology annotation, biological process: regulation of DNA-templated transcription. NCBI's taxonomy places the organism in Eukaryota, Viridiplantae, Streptophyta, Magnoliopsida, Rosales, Moraceae. The transcript has a single exon. The annotation marks the transcript as partial. Gene Ontology annotation, cellular component: nucleus.